CACUGGAAAGUGAAACCAGAGCGGAGAAUGACUCAGUAUAACCACUCAGCAGAGCUCUCCCUCCAGAGCACCGCAAAUAAGUCAUUAAAUUUCACUGAAACACCACUGGCUUUGGAUGAAAGGACACUACUAGGGCUGAAGAUUUCACUGUCAGUCCUUCUGUCUGUUAUAACUUUGGCAACAGUCCUUGCAAACGCUUUUGUCAUUAUUACAAUUUUUGUGACUAGAAAGCUCCACACACCUGCAAAUUACCUCAUUGGUUCCUUGGCAGUGACGGAUCUUCUAGUGUCCGUGCUGGUGAUGCCCAUCAGUAUUGCUUACACUGUCACCCACACGUGGGCCUUCGGCCAAGUGUUGUGCGAUAUCUGGUUGUCCUCAGACGUCACGUGCUGCACAGCCUCCAUCUUACACCUCUGCGUUAUUGCGCUGGACAGAUACUGGGCCAUCACAGAUGCUUUGGAAUACGCCAAACGCCGGACUGCUGGCCGAGCAGCACUCAUGAUUGCGGUGGUCUGGAUGAUCUCUAUCAGUAUUUCUGUGCCACCACUUUUCUGGAGGCCAGGGAAAGCUCAUGGAGAAAUUGAUAAGUGUACUAUUAACACGGAUCAGAUUCCCUAUACAAUUUACUCAACCUGUGGAGCCUUCUACAUCCCAACUGUGCUGCUUGUAAUAUUGUAUGGAAGAAUUUAUGUAGCAGCUCGAUCUAGGAUUCUGAAGCCACCUUCAUUAUAUGGGAAGCGAUUUACUACCGCACACCUGAUUACUGGCUCUACUGGGUCUUCUCUCUGCUCCAUCAGCUCUAGCCUGCAUGAAGGGCACUCAGGUGGAUCUCCAUUAUUCAUCAACCAUGUUAAAAUAAAACUUGCAGAUAGUGUCCUAGAAAGGAAAAGAAUUUCUGCUGCAAGAGAAAGAAAGGCCACCAAAACUCUUGGCAUUAUCCUGGGAGCUUUCAUUAUCUGCUGGCUGCCAUUUUUUGUCAUGUCCUUAGUCCUGCCAAUCUGCCAGGACGCUUGCUGGUUUCAUCCCAUCCUCCUGGACUUUUUUACAUGGUUAGGUUACCUAAACUCACUGAUCAAUCCAGUCAUUUACACGGCUUUUAAUGAAGAAUUUAAACAGGCUUUCCAAAAACUAAUACAUUUCAAAAAGUGCUCAUCUUGAUCCUCUCCUACUGCUGCUGAUUUCAAUACAAUCUCACA
Molecule: messenger RNA, 1196 nt
Organism: Tinamus guttatus (white-throated tinamou)
Lineage: Eukaryota; Metazoa; Chordata; Aves; Tinamiformes; Tinamidae
Gene: HTR1D
Product: 5-hydroxytryptamine receptor 1D
Biological process (GO): vasoconstriction; adenylate cyclase-activating adrenergic receptor signaling pathway; chemical synaptic transmission
Cellular component (GO): plasma membrane
Molecular function (GO): G protein-coupled serotonin receptor activity
Source: RefSeq, a predicted model, not a curated record